Phyllostomus discolor (pale spear-nosed bat) is the source of this 1965-nucleotide messenger RNA. It is a transcript of the gene KDELR3, whose product is annotated as KDEL endoplasmic reticulum protein retention receptor 3. The record is from RefSeq and is a predicted model, not a curated record. The transcript has 5 exons. Gene Ontology annotation, molecular function: ER lumen protein retrieval receptor activity. NCBI's taxonomy places the organism in Eukaryota, Metazoa, Chordata, Mammalia, Chiroptera, Phyllostomidae. Gene Ontology annotation, biological process: endoplasmic reticulum to Golgi vesicle-mediated transport; protein retention in ER lumen. Gene Ontology annotation, cellular component: cis-Golgi network; endoplasmic reticulum; membrane. The coding region runs from base 203 to 847 and encodes 214 amino acids.
GCCGGCCUGGCCACGUCACCGCCCAGCCGAGAGCGCGCUGGCUGAGCGCUGGCACCGGGCGGAGCUCGGAGCUCGGAGCUCGGAGGCACGGACAGGGGCCGCGGGACCCGCAGCCUGGGCCGGGGACGUGGCAGCCGCGUCGCCCGCCAGAAAGUUUCCCAGGAGUUGGCUGCGCCCGAGUGCGGGGCCGGCGGGCUGGACCAUGAACGUGUUCCGUAUCCUCGGCGACCUGAGCCACCUCCUGGCCAUGAUCCUGCUGCUGGGGAAGAUCUGGAGAUCGAAGUCCUGCUCAGGCAUCUCGGGGAAGAGCCAGAUCCUUUUCGCUCUCGUCUUCACCACCAGGUACCUGGACCUGUUCACCAACUUCAUCUCCAUCUACAACACGGUCAUGAAGGUAGUUUUUCUCCUCUGUGCCUACGUCACAGUGUACAUGAUCUACGGGAAAUUUCGGAAAACCUUUGACAGUGAGAAUGACACAUUCCGCCUGGAGUUCCUUCUGGUCCCGGUGGUCGGCCUCUCCUUCCUUGAGAACUACAGUUUCACUCCCCUGGAGAUCCUCUGGACUUUCUCCAUCUACCUGGAGUCAGUGGCCAUCCUGCCGCAGCUUUUCCUGAUCAGCAAGACGGGCGAGGCGGAGACCAUCACCACUCACUACCUGUUCUUCCUUGGGCUGUACCGGGCCCUCUACCUGGCCAACUGGAUCAGGCGGUACCAGACUGAGAAUUUCUAUGACCAAAUUGCAGUGGUGUCUGGGGUGGUACAAACCAUCUUCUACUGUGACUUCUUCUACUUGUAUGUGACCAAAGUCCUUAAAGGAAAGAAGUUAAGUCUUCCAAUGCCAAUUUGAGACCCUCAGAAAACAAGGGCACGAACCCAACUAUGUGAGAUGUUCUACUGAGGGACUCAUACCAAUGUUAAUGCCAGAAGAAUGCUCAGUGUGGAUGGACUCCAGCAAAGCACUGACGACUCCAUCUACAGGACCUCAACACCACCUCCCCCCUUACAGAAGCAACGAAAAGACCUGGGCCACGCACACAAACGCCGUACCACACGUUAACGAGGACAUCAAGAACCCCUGAGGCUCAUGCGUAAAGCUGUCCCUCCGAGUACAAAGCAAGACACUAACUUACAGGCUUUGGCGAGACUGUAGUAGUUCCACACCCAGUAUUUAAUCUGAGUAACAAUCCUAGGAGGGUACCAGUAGUGUGGCCAUUUACCGACAAGGCAACGGAUGCCCAGGGCUUUUACCUACUAGGUAUUGCUUUAUUGCUUUGUAACUCAGAUUUCUGCAUUGCCACCAACCCAUCCCACCUCUUUCACAUUUCUAGGUGCUAAAGCAAUUUCCAACAUCCCCAACCCUGGCUGUGAAGCAAAUAAAAUCUCUUAAGGAGUACUAACUGCCACUGGACUACAGUCAGAAUUUUUGAGUAAUAAAAAGUUCACACCUUAUUGUCAACAGUGUUUAUUUAUACCUACAAAAGAAAACAAGAUGGUAUCAAAAGGACAAUUUACAAACUAAGAAUAACAACAUAGCUCUUAGCAUCCUGUGCCUGAACGUCACACAUCUACAAAUCUUUCAAGUCUUAACGCAACAGGAAUGUGUUCAGAGACCAGCAAGGACAUGAAUAGAGCGCGCUGAUCCCAAGCAAAAGCCACCAACCUUGUAGAUGAGAGAACUCCACACAUGAAUUGUUGGGGAGGGAUUGGGGUGAAGCGGCCCCAUGGCUUAGUAUCGAAAUCCGUUUCCUAAAUGAGUUUGAACUAUUACCACGAAACCUAGGUCCCAUGAGAUCUCGCCUGCUCACGUUCUGAAACAGAGGCAGACCCUGAAUUAUGCGCACCCGACACGGAGGUGGUUACUCUAGAGCGCUAGGGGCGCUGCUCGAUUCCACCUGUGCUCAGGCUGCGGUAGCUUUUGAGGUUUGGAACACGCUGUUACUCUGACUAGGUAACAUCCCUGGUGGA